UAGGUAGAGGGAAAAAGCGACUGGUGCAACCCCCGUUUACAAGUAUUGGUUGAUACAAAUAAAAGAUCACGACGAGGAUACGAACAACAGCAAAGCACUUCGUUAUUCAAGAAGAUGCACUUUGGUGGAGUGUUAAAUACAAUGGAUAAAAGAGAUUUUGCAACAUUACUGUUCAUCCUGAGCCUAUCAUUGGGAGCAGUUUCCAGGAGCGUAUGGAAAAGCGGAGUUUUGAAAAAGUCUAGAGACAAGCGGAUGAUUAAUGGAGAAAAAGCAGAUCUUCGAAACUGGCCUUUCAUUGCCUCUCUAAAGUACACGCAAAGUGCGAAUGUUUAUUGGAAAAUUUGUUCUGCCACUGCAAUAAGCAAAAGGUGGAUGGUAACUGUAGCACAUUGUGUUCGAGACAAAAAAGGCGGUGUUAUUCGUCCUAACGAUUUGAAAGUUGAAUUGCGCGACAAAACGGAUCCCUACAAAUCUUCUACCUUCAGCACAGAGAAGAUUUUAGUCCAUCCACGAAUAGGUGAUGCCAUAUCAAUACCACUGGACAGCGAAAUUGCCUUGAUCAAAUUAGAAGGAAAUGCCUCUUUUCAUACGACACCAAUCAAGUUAAACUCCGGUUCAGACUUUCACAGGAAUUGCAAGUCCGCAGGAUGGGGAAGCCAGGAGGUACUGCCUCGAGGAACAGAGGACAUUUUACAAAAGAACUAUUCCAUUUCAAGCACGCUGCAAGAAAUAGAAGUGCCAUUGAACGUGACAUGGAGGCAUUGCCUGUUAUCUUCUAGAAUUAAGCAUGCAUAUUCCCCAGGCCAUUAUCACAAGGUAUUCUGCGGAGGUGAAAAAACAAACAACACUGAAAUGGCUCAAGGAGGCUGUAUUGGUGAUUCUGGAUCUCCCUUGGUUUGUGAAGGGAGCAACGGUGUAGCGUUGUUUGGUUUGAUGAUAGGUGGAGACAAACGCUGUAUUCCAGGAGGGAGCUAUAUGGGAUUUGCUGAUAUUGCAAAGCAUCACAUGUGGUUGAUUUCGUCAAUUAAGGGUUAAAAUUCAUGUCUUUCUCUAAUCUCCGAAGAAAUUUAAUUUAAAAGUAGGAGUAUUUGAACACGAGACAUAUUUCAACAAUGUUUUUAAAAUGAAUCUCGCUUAAUGAAAAUAUAUUUUAUUCA
Molecule: messenger RNA, 1157 nt
Organism: Rhopilema esculentum
Lineage: Eukaryota; Metazoa; Cnidaria; Scyphozoa; Rhizostomeae; Rhizostomatidae
Product: chymotrypsin B
Biological process (GO): proteolysis
Molecular function (GO): serine-type endopeptidase activity
Source: RefSeq, a predicted model, not a curated record